Molecule: messenger RNA, 1791 nt
Organism: Chenopodium quinoa (quinoa)
Lineage: Eukaryota; Viridiplantae; Streptophyta; Magnoliopsida; Caryophyllales; Amaranthaceae
Product: serine/threonine-protein kinase D6PKL2-like
Exons: 2
Coding region: 289-1722 (477 amino acids)
Biological process (GO): protein phosphorylation
Cellular component (GO): plasma membrane; nucleus; cytoplasm
Molecular function (GO): protein serine/threonine kinase activity; ATP binding
Source: RefSeq, a predicted model, not a curated record
UUAGUUCAACUCCAAUCAUUUUAGUUUAUUAAACAAAACACGCCCUUAACUACAAUCAUUUUUUUUUUUUUUAAUUUUGGUUAAAAUGAUUAAGUAAAAAGAAAACCCCCACGAAGGCUCAAACCUCAAAAACAGCAGACCCCACAUUCACACCCAUUCAAAAAGCCCAUUUCUCAGCCCAUUUCUUCCACCUCCAUUUCCCCCCUUCAAAAUCUCCCUCUCUCUCCAACCUCACUCUCACUCUCCCCCUGAGUCCUUGACCCCUCUCUCUCUCUCUCCUCCUCCUCCAUGGAUCAACCCCCACCCUCACCCGACCCAAAACCCCAACCCCCACCACAAUGGACCCCACCACUCGACGAACUAACCGACGAUCUCCAAUCCAUGAGCUUCAACUCCACCACUACAACCACCGCACCACGCAGCACCUCCUCCUCCUCCGAAACAACCACCACCACAUGGACCACCGCCUCCUCCUCCCACCACAACCCCCAACCCUCCCUCUCUCUCUCCUCCGACCCCUGGUGGUCCGCCGUGAAAUCCCUCCCUUCUCUCUCCUUCUCCGACCUCCGCUUCCUCUCUCGCCUCGGCUCCGGCGACAUCGGCGCCGUCUACCUCUCCGAAAUCAAAGACAACGACAGCAUCCACUUCGCCGCCAAAGUAAUGGAUAAUCGCGAACUUGCUGCUCGUAAUAAACACGGCCGUGCUAGGGCUGAACGCGAGAUUCUUCAAAUGCUUGAUCACCCCUUCUUGCCUACUCUCUACGCUAGUCUUGACUCCCCUAAAUGGUCCUGUUUGUUGACCGAGUUUUGUAAUGGCGGUGAUCUUCAUGUUCUCCGUCAACGUCAGCCGUUUAAACGCUUCGAAGACUCUGCCGUCAGGUUCUAUGCAUCAGAGGUCGUUGUAGCAUUGGAAUACAUCCACAUGAUGGGUAUAGUAUACCGUGAUCUUAAGCCGGAAAACGUCUUAGUUAGAUCGGACGGCCACAUUAUGCUCACCGAUUUUGAUCUCUCUUUAAAAUGUGAUGAACAAUCUACUCCUACACCACAGAUAAUUACCUCCUCUUCAAACCAAAACUCUCAACAAUCAAACCAAAACCCGAACCUACUUGGUACGGGUCGCGACCCUAGCUCGAACUCUUCUUCAUGCAUCAUACCUAGCUGCAUUGUCCCUUCUGUAUCAUGUUUUAAUCCGAACUGGAAGAAAAAGUGGAAAACAAAGAGAAAACCCGGUCGUAGGUUCGAGCCAGAGUUUUGUGCCGAACCUGUUGAUGUUCGGUCCAUGUCUUUCGUCGGGACCCACGAAUAUCUAGCCCCGGAGAUUGUAUCUGGGGAAGGGCAUGGGAGCGCGGUUGAUUGGUGGACACUUGGCAUUUUUAUAUUCGAGCUUUUUUAUGGAACGACGCCGUUUAAAGGUUCGGAUAAUGAGAUGACAUUAGCAAAUAUUGUGGCUCGGGCAUUGGAAUUUCCAAAAGAGCCCUCAAUCCCAAGCUCAGCGAAGGACUUGAUAUCACAACUAUUAGCUAAGGAUCCGACCCGGAGGUUAGGUUCGGUAAUGGGUGCUACGCCUAUUAAACAACACCCGUUUUUUAGCAACGUAAAUUGGGCGUUGUUACGGUGUAUGAAACCACCAUAUGUACCGCCGCCAUUUAGUGUUUGUAGCGGCGGCUGUAGGGAGGUUGCUUCGGAUGAUAGUUGUCCUGAUACACCUGUGGAGUAUUAUUAGUGAAUAAUUAGUGAUAACAUAUUGGUAAAUUAUAUUUUUAAUGAAAUGGUAUAAUUUUCAUUAUUACUA